AUGAUUUUGACAACAACAAAAACAACAAAAUACACAUAACUAAUAGUACGGACGCGCAACGUUUUUCCGGCGAUUAGGCAAACAAUCUAAACAGUUAUAUUCGUUUUCGAAAAGUGAAAUACAAAUUUGGAAAAAAUGCAGAUCAAAGAAUUCCGCGUGACUUUGCCAUUGACUGUGGAAGAGUAUCAAGUUGCACAAUUGUUCUCAGUGGCCGAGGCGUCGAAGGAGAACACAGGCGGUGGCGAGGGCAUUGAGGUAUUAAAGAACGAGCCCUUCGACAACUUUCCACUGCUCGGUGGCAAAUACACUUCCGGUCAAUAUACAUAUAAGAUCUAUCAUCUGCAAUCAAAAGUUCCAGCGUACAUAAGACUAUUGGCACCCAAGGGCUCUCUGGAGAUCCACGAGGAGGCAUGGAAUGCAUAUCCCUAUUGUCGAACAAUUAUCACGAAUCCCAAAUUCAUGAAAGAUGCCUUUAAAAUAAUCAUCGACACGCUGCACGUCGGCGAUGCGGGCGAUUCAGAGAAUGUGCACGAGCUGACGCCGGAUAAGCUGAAAGCACGCGAAGUAGUGCACAUCGACAUUGCCAAUGAUCCGAUAUUGCCUGCAGACUUUAAGCCCGAAGAGGAUCCCACCACCUACCAGUCAAAGAAGACGGGACGUGGGCCCCUGCUCGGUGCCGAUUGGAAAAAGCGUGUGGAUCCCGUGAUGACCUGCUACAAGCUGGUGACAUGCGAAUUCAAAUGGUUCGGCCUGCAGACAAGAGUAGAGAAUUUCAUACAAAAGUCAGAGCGACGCCUCUUCACAAACUUCCAUCGCCAAGUUUUCUGUUCUACUGAUCGCUGGUACGGUCUAACAAUGGAGGACAUUCGCGCCAUCGAGGAGAAGGUCAAGGAGGAGCUGGACAAGGCGCGGCAGGUGGGCGAAGUGCGGGGCAUGCGUGCGGAUGCCGAUUAAAUAUAUUGUAGAAAAUUGUAAAACAAAUUAUAUAAAAUGUGUAUUGUAAAAAGGAGUAAAACAACAAAAAACU
Drosophila persimilis is the source of this 1027-nucleotide messenger RNA. RefSeq names its product phosphatidylinositol transfer protein beta isoform (gene vib). The coding region runs from base 136 to 954 and encodes 272 amino acids. The record is from RefSeq and is a predicted model, not a curated record. Gene Ontology annotation, cellular component: cytoplasm. Gene Ontology annotation, biological process: phospholipid transport. The transcript has 9 exons. Gene Ontology annotation, molecular function: phosphatidylinositol binding; phosphatidylcholine binding; phosphatidylinositol transfer activity. NCBI's taxonomy places the organism in Eukaryota, Metazoa, Arthropoda, Insecta, Diptera, Drosophilidae.